Molecule: messenger RNA, 1100 nt
Organism: Pseudoliparis swirei
Lineage: Eukaryota; Metazoa; Chordata; Actinopteri; Perciformes; Liparidae
Gene: snx20
Product: sorting nexin 20
Exons: 2
Coding region: 155-1003 (282 amino acids)
Biological process (GO): protein transport
Cellular component (GO): early endosome membrane
Molecular function (GO): protein binding; phosphatidylinositol phosphate binding
Source: RefSeq, a predicted model, not a curated record
GCAUAAAGACUGGAAACAUGAAGCAAUGCUAACUUAGCUUAGCAUAAAGACUGGAAACAUGAAGCAACGCUAACUUAGCUUAGCAUAAAGACUGGAAACAACAGCUACUUGACUAAAAAAACGUAUUUCCACAUCAAUGCAUCUGUAACAAGACAUGUUGUUGUUAUUGUUGUUGUUGUUGUUAGUAGAUGGACCUCCCAGCUGCUCCAGUUUGACCACUAAGGAGCUGCAGCAGAACUGGAGGGCCGUGAAGAAGAGAGAGCGACCCGCCAGGCUGCUGUUUGAGGUCCCCUCGACUCGAGUGGUCCAGCACCGCCUGUCCAGAUACGUGGUGUACCAGGUUGUGGUGAUGCGCUCCGGCAGCUUCGAUUCCCGCCGCGUGUCCGUGGAACGCCGUUUCAGAGACUUUUCUCGCCUCCACCACAAACUGCAGGAGGAGUUCUCCGAGGAGCUGGAGGAGGUGGCGCUCCCCCGGAAACUCCUCACCGGGAACUUCAGCCCCGACGUGAUCUGGGAGCGCCGCCUCGGCCUCCAGGACUACCUGGCCCGGCUCUACGCCGCGCGCUGCGCUCGCCACUCGCCUCACUUCCCGACCUUCUUCACCGAGCAGGAGCAGCGGCGAGCGCACGGCCUCCUGAGGGCUGGCCGGGUCCGGCUGGCUGCGGAGCAGCUGCAGGCGGUUCUGGAGGUGCAGGAGAAGCUGCUCCCGUGGCAGACCCCCGCCCUGACCGUGCCCACCCUGGCCGCCCUCGCCGUCUGCUACCGGGACCUGGAGGAACCGGACCGGGCCUUUGCCGCCGCUCAGAGAGCUCUGCCGCCGACCAGACGCUACGGGCCGCCGCGCUACAGGGCCUCGCUGCUGGACCUGCUGGUGGACCUGGGCUACCGGCUGGGCCGCCCGGUGGCUCAGCUGCAGCAGGAGCUCACGGGGCUGAGGGACGCCGAGGGGGGGGAGGGGUCCUCCCACUCCCUGAAGGAGCUAGUGGUCCAAGAGUUCACCUGAGUCUGAGGGGCUAGUGGUCCAAGAGUUCACCUGAGUCUGAGGGGCUAGUGGUCCAAGAGUUCACCUGAGUCUGAGGGGCUAGUGGUCCAUGAGGUCA